Molecule: messenger RNA, 2203 nt
Organism: Mycotypha africana
Lineage: Eukaryota; Fungi; Mucoromycota; Mucoromycetes; Mucorales; Mycotyphaceae
Product: armadillo-type protein
Exons: 6
Coding region: 342-2030 (562 amino acids)
Biological process (GO): proteasome-mediated ubiquitin-dependent protein catabolic process
Cellular component (GO): GID complex
Molecular function (GO): protein binding
Source: RefSeq, a predicted model, not a curated record
GGAAAAGAUGAAAAUGUGUCAGCUGUCAUAGCCUCUGGUGCAGUGGUUCCAUUGCUAAACACACUGGAAUUACCGCACAACAAACCUCCUUUUGAGGCCAUCAAAGAGAAACUAAAGUUAAUAGAGGCAUCCACUCGAGCAUUGAAAGCAAUAUUUUCCAGCUCUCCAUGUGUGACGUACAAUGCAUAUUCUGUAAGCAAAUCAAACGGUUGAAAAACUUCAGAUGCCAAAGUGCAUUGACAUUGGCUGUUUUGUGUAUGUAUAUAUAAUUUUGGAACAAAUGAUAGAGUCAACACGUAGAAACCCUCGUUACGCUUUUAGAAGUGAGCUCCAAUGCGUUGAUGCGGGAAACAGAAGGCAACGUGUCAUCGGAGAGAUUAGCGUUCGCUAUGAUUGCCGAGUUUACAGCAGCCAUUAUAGAUAAAUGCUCCGGUCAUCAAAUUCAGCAGAGCCACUUAUAUAAAGCAGGCGCUAUACAACCGCUUGUCAACCUUUUGCAUUCCGGAUGUAUUAAAGCGCAAGAGGCCGCUUUGUCUGCUAUCGGCACACUAUGCCAAGAAAAUAAAGAGUUAGCAGAAGCUGUCAUUCAUUCAAAACCUGCCAACUCUAGACAAUCCACUAUUGCUACUAUGCUUGAUUUUGUUAGGGAUAAAGAUCCCAACAUGCGACUCACAGCGGCCACUUGUUUAACAAACUUAUAUCGUACAGGCGUAUUUUCAGAACCUUUCAGCGAGGUUAUUUUGGUUGUUUUACCAGCACUUGUGAAACUAUUGCAGGAUACAACAGGCGAUAUACAAGAAAGAGCACCUCUUGUACUUGGAGAUUUAAUCAAGGAUAGCGAGGAAAUGCAAAAAGCAGCCUACGACGCCGAUGCUAUUCCUCGUUUAGCCGAGUUAUUGAACAGUGUGUGUUCAAAAGAGGCUGAUGAAGAGGAGCCAAAGCAGCAGCUAGGUGUGCCCGGUGAAGGCAGCGUAGCACGUAGGAAGGAAAAAAUCAAAGAGAAUGCAUUGACAGCCAUUGGAGCAGCUACGCUAGCAAAGGAGGAGUGCCGCACGCAAGCUAUUGAAGCCAAAGUGCUUCCUCAUAUGAUCUCUGGUUUAACCAGCAAACACCCCAAGACACGUUUAGCCGCUUGUCAAGUGGCUAGAUCAUUAUCAAGAAGUGUGAGUCAUCUAAGGACAAGCCUAGUGGAUGCUGGAAUUGCACCUCCUCUCAUCAAAUUGCUUUACGAUGAAAAUAUUGGUGUACAAACGGCCGCUUGUUCAGCAUUAUGUAACCUUGUUAUAGAAUUCUCACCCAUGAAGAAGAGUGUCAUUGAAGCAGGCGCUAUUAACCGUUUUGUAGAAUUUGCUCGUGGAUCAGAUUUGCAACUUCAACUGAAUGCCGUAUGGUCGCUGCAAAAUUUAUUGUACAAAGCCGAUUUGCAGGCAAAGAAGGCAGUCAUGGAUAUACUGACAUUUGAUACCUUAUUGGACUUGACGCGUCGGCCCAAUUUCAACAUUCAAGAACAAGUAUUAGAAAUUGUGCGGAAUCUUGCCUUUGGCGGUCAAGAAGAUACAGAUUGGUUGCUUGAAAAUAUGGGAGAAGAUACAAUUUUGGAUCUUGUAGAAAGUAAACUACAAAUUGUCUCCUAUAUGGAUGUAGAUGACGGUGAGGAGGAUCUUAAGCUCCGAACAGCAACCAUGAUAGCAGCGCUUUACAUUAUUAUUAAUCUGUCGAGUAAUAGCGAAGGUCCAAAAAUGGCCUUUAUGAGUCGCCCAACGAUUGUACAUUGCGUCAUAUCUAACUUGCAACAUGAGGAUCCCAGAGUUAGACUGGGUGCUUGUUGGGUUCUGAUUAAUUGGACCUUCCAUAAUGCGGAGGAAUCAGAUUCUUCGAAGCUUAUUCAGCGCUGUAUUAAUUUAAGAGAGUUAGGGGCUGAGGAAAAACUGGAAGAGCUUGCGAGUGAUUCUGAUCGCGACGUGCGAGAUAGAUCGAAUAUAGCCUUAAAUCAACUACAAGCUGUAUUCGCCAGCAUUGCAGAAACUUAAACAAUAAGCAAGCUACCUUGAACUGUCUUUACCUGGUUCUUACACACACAACAUGUCCAAAUCGCUCUUUAAAAAAUCAUUACAAAUUCCCCGCAUAUACAUAUACACAGGGCUUACGGAAGCUGGUAAUCCCUUUCAAAAUAAUACUUAAAAUCGCAAUAGAAUAAUCUCUU